AUGGCUCUCUCUGUCCUCACAUCGGGUUCUUCUCGGCAGAUUUCCUCCUAUAGUAUGGGAGGUGGAGGUGGGGGAUCUGUUAGACUGUCAAGUGGCGUAGGGUUCAGUGGUGGUUCCAAGUUUGCUGGAGGUUAUAGUGGAGGGGGUUAUAGUGGAGGGGGUUAUAGUGGAGGGAGUUAUGGUGGAGGAAGCCUUGCUGGAGGAUAUGGUGGUGGCAUGGGUGGUGGCUUUGCCAGUGGCAGUUUUGCAAGUGGCUUUGGUGGUGGCUUUGGCAUGGGAGGAGGAGGAGGAGAUGGAGGUCUCCUCUCAGGUGAUGAGAAGCAAACCAUGCAGAAUCUUAAUGACCGCCUUGCUAACUAUUUGGGCAAAGUCCAUGCUCUUGAAGAGGCAAAUGCUGAGCUAGAACUCAAAAUCAAGGAAUGGUAUGCCAAAUUCAGCACUCCUGACACUGAUCGAGAUUACAGCAAGUAUUUUAACCUCAUUGAAGAUCUUCGGAACCAGAUAAGUCGACAUACAAUUGAGAAUGCUGGAAUUGUAUUACAAGUUGAUAAUGCUCGACUAGCUGCUGAUGAUUUCAAACUUAAGUAUGAAAAUGAGUUGUUCCUACACCAAAGUGUGGAGAGUGAUAUUAAUGGCUUACGCAGAGUCUUGGAUGAUUUAACCAUGAGUAAAUCAGAUCUAGAGUUGCAGAUUGAGAGCCUGAAUGAGGAACUUCUCUACCUGAAGAAGAACCAUGAAGAGGUGGGAGACAGGUUUUUCUAA
This is a messenger RNA of Thamnophis sirtalis, 762 nucleotides long. NCBI's taxonomy places the organism in Eukaryota, Metazoa, Chordata, Lepidosauria, Squamata, Natricidae. The record is from RefSeq and is a predicted model, not a curated record.